AUGGCCUCAGUCGCCGGAGCCUUCCUAAAGGUGCUGCUGCUUCUCCCCGGGCAGACUUGGAGCCCAGUAGUGGCAGGAAAUCCACGCGAUUGCGACACCCCACUGGCAUCUGCCUUGCCUCCAUCAUCCUUCAGCAGCUCCUCAGAGCUGUCCAGCAGCCAUGGCCCUGGGUUUGCAAAGCUUAAUCGAAGAGAUGGAGCUGGUGGCUGGACCCCACUUGUGUCAAAUAAAUAUCAGUGGCUGCAAAUUGACCUUGGAGAGAGAAUGGAGGUCACUGCUGUGGCCACCCAAGGGGGAUAUGGGAGCUCUGACUGGGUGACCAGCUAUCUCCUGAUGUUCAGUGACAGCGGGAGGAACUGGAAGCAGUAUCGACAAGAAGAAAGCAUCUGGGGAUUUCCAGGAAACACAAAUGCAGACAGCGUGGUACACUACAGACUUCAGCCUCCCUUUGAAGCCAGGUUCCUGCGCUUCCUCCCAUUAGCCUGGAACCCCAAGGGCAGGAUUGGGAUGCGGAUGGAAGUGUACGGAUGUGCAUACAGAUCUGAGGUGGUUUAUUUUGAUGGACAAAGUGUUCUGUUGUACAGAUUUGAUAAAAAAUCCAUAAAACCAGUAAGAGACAUUAUUUCUUUGAAAUUUAAAACCAUGCAAAGCAGUGGAAUUCUACUCUACAGAGAAGGACAACAUGGAAAUCGCAUUAUUCUGGAAUUAAUUAAAGGAAAGCUUGUCUUUUUUCUUAAUUCAGGCAAUGCCAAUAUGCCCUCCACUAAUGCUCACAUGAACCUCACCCUGGGCAGCCUGCUGGAUGACCAGCAUUGGCAUUUUGUUCUCAUCGAGCUCCUCAAAACAGAGGUCAACUUCACGGUGGACAAGCACACUCAACAUUUCCAUACUCAGGGAGAAGCCAGUUACUCGGAUCUUAAUUUUGAGAUCAGCUUUGGGGGCAUUCCGACACCUGGAAGAUCACGAAAAAACUUUCAUGGGUGUUUAGAAAAUCUUUAUUAUAAUGGAGUGGAUAUUAUUGAAUUAGCCAAGAAACAUAAACCACAGAUCCUCAUUACGGGAAAUAUGUCCUUCUCAUGUCCAAAGGCACAGACUGUCCCUGUGACUUUUCUGAGUUCCACAAGUUACCUGGCCCUGCCAGGCAACUCUGGAGACAACAAAGUGUUUGUCACUUUUCAAUUUAGAACAUGGAACAGAGCAGGAUGUUUGCUUUUUGGUGAACUUCGACGUGGUGCAGAGAGUUUUCUUCUCUUUCUUAAGGAUGGAAAACUCAGACUGAGUCUCUUCCAGAAGGGACAGCCAUGGAGGAACAUCACAGCAGGUGCUGGCUUAAAUGAUGGGCAGUGGCAUUCUGUGUCCUUAUUUGCUAAAUGGAGUCAUCUGAGUGUGGCAGUGGAUGAUGACACAGCUGUUCAGCCCCUGGUGACUAUGCUGAUUGAUUCAGGUGACACCUAUUAUUUUGGAGGAUGCCCCGACAAUAGUUCCAGCUCUGGAUGCAAAAGUCCCCUGGAGGGGUUUCAGGGCUGCCUGAGGCUCAUCUCUAUUGGUGACACAGCGGUGGAUCCCAUCUCAGUACAGCAGGGGUCCCUGGGGCGUUUCAGUGACCUCCAGAUAGACUCCUGUGGCAUCACAGACAGGUGCUUGCCCAAUUUCUGUGAGCAUGGAGGUGAAUGUUCUCAGUCCUGGGACACCUUCUCCUGUGACUGUCUGGGCACAGGCUACACAGGCGAGACCUGCCACUCCUCUCUCUACGAGCAGUCCUGCGAAGCCUACAAGCACAAAGGGAACCCUUCUGGGCUUUACUACAUUGAUGCCGAUGGGAGUGGCCCCCUGGGACCAUUUCUUGUGUACUGCAAUAUGACUGCAGACACAGCCUGGACAGUGGUACAGCAUGGUGGCCCUGACACUGUGACAGUUCAAGGCAUGGCUCGAGGGCACCCACACUCCACAGCUUCCUUCACGUAUGUGGCUGGCCCUGGGCAGCUGCAGGCCAUGGUCAUCCACGCUGAGAGCUGUGAGCAGCAGCUGGCUCUGAGCUGUGGUAUGGCACACUUCUCAGACACACAAGAUGGAACCCCACUGAGUUGGUGGGUUGGAAGAACCAAUGAAACACAUACUUACUGGGGAGGUUCUCCAUCUGAUGCUCAAAAGUGUACUUGUGGAUUAGAAGGAAACUGCAUUGAUUCUCAAUAUUACUGCAACUGUGAUGCUGACCGGAAUGAAUGGACCAGUGACACAAUAGUCCUUUCCCAAAAGGAGCACCUGCCGGUCACUCAGAUUGUGAUGACAGACACAAGCCAACUGAAUUCAGAAGCAGCUUAUAGCCUGGGGCCACUGCUCUGCCAGGGGGACAAGUCAUUUUGGAAUUCAGCCUCCUUCAAUACAGAGACUUCAUACCUUCAUUUCCCUACUUUCCAUGGAGAACUCACUGCUGAUUUCAGUUUCUUUUUUAAGACCACAGUUUCCUCUGGAGUGUUCCUGGAGAAUCUGGGGAUCACAGACUUUAUCAGGAUCGAGCUGCGUGCUCCCACUGAAGUAACCUUUUCCUUUGAUGUGGGGAAUGGGCCUUGCGAGGUUACGGUGCAGUCACCCACUCCCUUUAAUGACAAUCGGUGGCACCAGGUGAGGGCAGAAAGGAACGUUAAAGGAGCAUCUCUUCAAGUUGACCGGCUCCCUCAAAAGAUACAACAUGCACCUGUAGAUGGGCACAUCCGUUUACAGCUCAACAGCCAGCUCUUCAUUGGGGGAACGGCCACCAGACAGAGAGGCUUUCUGGGCUGUAUUCGAUCCCUGCAGCUGAAUGGGAUUGCCCUGGAUCUGGAAGAAAGAGCCACAAUGACGCCAGGAGUGGAGCCAGGGUGUGCAGGACACUGCAGCAGCUAUGGACACUUAUGUCACAAUGGAGGGAGAUGCAGAGAGAAACACAGAGGGAUCACGUGUGAUUGUGCCUUCUCUGCAUAUGAUGGGCCAUUCUGCUCAGAUGAGAUUUCUGCAUAUUUUGAAACUGGCUCUUCAAUGACCUAUAAUUUCCAAGAGCAUUACGUCUUGAGUGAAAACUCCAGCUCCCUUGCUUCUUCAUUACAUAGGGAUGUAACCUUGACUAGAGAAAUGAUCACACUGAGCUUCCGAACAACACGAACUCCGAGCUUAUUGCUGUAUGUGAGCUCUUUCUAUGAGGAAUACCUUUCAGUUAUCCUCGCCAACAAUGGGAGUUUGCAGAUUAGGUACAAGCUAGACAGACAUCAAGAUCCUGAUGCAUUUAAUUUUGAUUUUAAAAACAUGGCUGAUGGGCACCUUCACCAGGUGAAGAUUAGCAGAGAAGAAGCAGUGGUCAUGGUAGAGGUUAACCAGAGUGCAAAGAAACAAGUCAUCUUGUCUUCUGGAACAGAAUUCAACGCUGUCAAAUCCCUCAUAUUGGGAAAGUUUUUAGAGCUCCUAGGUAUGGACCCAGACACACGGCGGGCAGCGGCACGUGGCUUCACCGGCUGCCUCUCCGCUGUGCGGUUUGCCCAUGUGGCUCCCCUGAAGGUGGCGCUGCGCUCUGGCAGCCCAGCCAAGGUCACUAUCCGAGGUCGCGUGGCCGCCGCCUCAGGCUGCGCAGUGGGGGCGCGGCCUGGCUCCCCAGCGCGGGAACUGGCUCCCCGGCUCACGGGAGGUGCAGGUCGUUCUGGACCAACAGAUGAGGGAAAGCCCUUACUUAACACAGAUGGAAGUGACUCUGCUGUCAUCGGAGGUGUCAUAGCAGUUGUGAUAUUUAUUUUGCUCUGCAUCACUGCCAUAGCCAUACACAUUUAUCAACAGAGAAAGUUGUGCAAAGAAAAUGAGUCAAAAAUCUCCAAAAAUGAAGAAUGCUAA
Molecule: messenger RNA, 3855 nt
Organism: Otolemur garnettii (small-eared galago)
Lineage: Eukaryota; Metazoa; Chordata; Mammalia; Primates; Galagidae
Product: contactin-associated protein-like 3
Exons: 24
Coding region: 1-3855 (1284 amino acids)
Source: RefSeq, a predicted model, not a curated record